UUGGGAGCUUGUGUUUCAGAACCUAAUCUCAAGAAAGUGAAGCAUUUCGGAUCCACUUGGACAAGACGCGGAAAGUAUGGGAGGAAGCUUAGAUGGAGUUCACAUGGAGAUUGAGCGGCGCUCAUGGCCAGUCUAUGUGGAAGAACGUUGCGAAGAGGAGGAUAUGCUGGGGUGGUCGUCGGUUGGAAUCCUGUAUCAUGGCUAACAGGACCAUUCAGGUGUAUCCUUGUUCGAGCGAAAAUCACCAGGAGUCAACCGCUCGCUGGGUCUAUGAUAACGAGGCUUCGGACAUUACCGGUUCAUUCCUCGAAUCCCCGGUUCUCAAGCAGCCUCACAGAAUAUCUGAUGCCAUUUGCCAGCAUUCAACAAUGCCAGAGAGAGAAGUUCAUGCAUAUGCAGGUCCAGUUACUGAAUCGCGGUACAGUGCCGCCAUGAAAAGUCUCACAUCCCACAGGACUCAACCGGCGUACCACGACUAUUCCGCAUCCACUGACAGAACACUCAAUACUGCUAGGGGUUGCCGACACUUUCGCAUGUCUAAAUCAACGACCUUGCCUGUGAAUGAGGCAGAUCAUAGCACCAACAUUAGCGCCUCGAAACACGACCAUCACCGUGAACUCCUUGGGAUUGAAACGUGACAGAGCGUGCCUCCUACAUCUCAAAAGAGCUAGCUCCAUCACUCAGUGCAGCAAAGAUCGUUGUACAUGAAGCGAGCCAAGCAUAGCACCGGCCUCUAUCUUCGAGCAUGCCAGUGAACCCUUAGUCCGUCUCGUCUUGGCACCGCCUCACAGAGGUUUCGCGCUGUACGAAACAGGGCUUCCGGAUUCUAGUACGGUCUCCAUUGACACUUUGGCUGUCUACCAUGGACGCCAAGAGUUCCUGGCUCGCCUCAGGGAAGUUUCACCUUAGGUUUGUAUCACGGGAAAUGGCCUUGGCA
Molecule: messenger RNA, 937 nt
Organism: Westerdykella ornata
Lineage: Eukaryota; Fungi; Ascomycota; Dothideomycetes; Pleosporales; Sporormiaceae
Exons: 2
Coding region: 93-638 (181 amino acids)
Source: RefSeq, a predicted model, not a curated record